UUGUCAAACUUUGUGGCUAUGGCAACCAACAACUUUAAGUAUCAUAAACAUUAUGAAGAAUUUGACUAAAUUUUCAUUUGAAGGAAGCCACCAACCACAUGUAGCUUUUCUUUUUCUAGUGGGUGCCCACUAAGCCUCCUCAAAGUCAUUUUUUAUUUCAAUAAUUUGAACAAAAUCACUUUAAAAUUGAAGGGCAUUAUCAUUUAUCAAUGUUAAUCUCUCAUUGAUUUCUGGGUUUCUGCAAACUCACAUUUCUCAAUCACAUUCUCAACAAGGGGGAUUGAGAAAAACCCAAAAAAAGAAGGAACCAUCAACCAUGUGUCCUCUGAGGAUCAUUCUGGUUUUCUUGUCUGCAACUCUCACCGGUUUCUUCGUUCUUAGAAACCUCCGAGCUCAGCCUUUGGUUGACGACGGUGACGACGCUGUUUCUACCCUUCUGGCGAACCCCAAAGUUGCAGAUUCUUCAAAGGAUUCUUCAAAUGGAAAUUCCAAGGUUAGGGCUGCAAUAGAAUCUGGGUUCUGGACCUUCGUGGACAUGGCCAGUGGGCGUUACCUUUGGAGGAACAUGGUCUCAUCCUCUGCAAAGCGCUCCAGCUGAGCGAUGAUGUGUUUUCUGUGGUUGUAUGUUACCCUUAUUCUGAAUCAUUAUCUUUGUAGACCCAUUUGGGUCAUUGGUUGAUCAUUGCCUCUAAUGUUGUAACUUUAGGGUCUAUUUUGACUCGAUGUAUCAUAGUUGUUGUUCAUAGAAUUGUUGUGUUUGGUGCUGGUUUUGAAUGCUGAAAGACUGAAACUCAUAAAUGACAAUAAAGAUAAUAACUAUAUAAUGUUUAUUUUCUUGCCAUUACAUCA
Molecule: messenger RNA, 849 nt
Organism: Lotus japonicus
Lineage: Eukaryota; Viridiplantae; Streptophyta; Magnoliopsida; Fabales; Fabaceae
Exons: 2
Coding region: 317-598 (93 amino acids)
Source: RefSeq, a predicted model, not a curated record